Acipenser ruthenus (sterlet) is the source of this 2794-nucleotide messenger RNA. It is a transcript of the gene med1l, whose product is annotated as mediator of RNA polymerase II transcription subunit 1-like. Bases 909 to 2579 code for a protein of 556 amino acids. The transcript is spliced from 17 exons. Gene Ontology annotation, biological process: regulation of transcription by RNA polymerase II; cellular response to thyroid hormone stimulus. The record is from RefSeq and is a predicted model, not a curated record. Lineage: Eukaryota; Metazoa; Chordata; Actinopteri; Acipenseriformes; Acipenseridae. Gene Ontology annotation, molecular function: nuclear vitamin D receptor binding; transcription coregulator activity; nuclear thyroid hormone receptor binding. Gene Ontology annotation, cellular component: mediator complex.
CUGGUUGUUUGAGCCUCUGGGGAAGUAUGCUGUACCGUGCAUGGACAGAACCUGCGACAGGACAGAAAUGGCUACAAGCGGUGGUUACCCAAGCUCCCCCGAGUUCGGGCUCUAUAGACACAUACCUAGUUUGCCUAUGCGUUAAUCUGGCCCUGGCCUUAUGUUCUAGUUAUAAAGAUGUGUUAAUUUACUGUUUGUAGUUAAUUACCUGUUGUGCGAUGUCUGUCUGUUGGGGUUGGGAAGUACGUGCUGUGUGUGAGUGUGUGGAUGGUGCUAGCUGUUUAGCUGCCAGUAAAAACCGCAUUGUACUGAAAGAGCUUUGGUGUGUGUGUCAAUUACUCCCGUGCUCCCUACAAUGUCUUGUUUUGUACUGGAACUACCCUGAAUUAUUUACGGUAUCAAUGGUUUUAUUAUAUAUAAAUGUUUCCCAUUCCUUAUGGCACAUUUUUUGCCAUGCGCUAUGUAUUUCGUCUUUGAUUCCCUUUUAACCUCACUUUUUCCUAGUGGGCUAUUUUAUUAAACUCUUUCCAUUUGUAAUACAUUUGUUUCAACAGUAGUGCCGACAGUGUAAUUCCCCUUCAAUCUCACAAUUGCCUGGUACCCAUAUUAUCCUAAUUGUAAUGUGUUUAUCGUUCUGCGAACGCGCAAGUAAUACCCACACCUCACCUGUGCCAAAUUUUCACAUGUGCAGUGCAGAAAGAUUAAUACACGCCGCCCCUUCCGUUGUACCUGAUGCUUUUGAGAGAUUGAUACAAUGAAACAAGGUGAAAUUGUUUUUUUUUUCCACACUUUGUUGCGACAGAAAUGUAUCAUAUAUACAUACAACUUAAUUAAUUAACAAUAACAACAACAACAAAAAACUGUAGGACAGAAAAGAAACCAAAACGCCGCUCCAUAUAAACGCACUAAUGGUUAAACUGCGUUCCAAAUACGCAGAAAAGCAAUGGAAUGAGACGUUUAACUUGGUGCGCAGGUGCAUGGACAAAUCCACAAGUGGUUUUGGCUUAGCCAGCAAUCGACCUUUGUUGGGCUGCUUAGAAGGACUUCAGAAAGCUUUGAAUGUUACAUCCUUGACAGCCAUGGCAACCAGACUAGAAACUAUAGCUAAGCAAAAAGGGCUUGGCUCUCACCAAAGCCCCACAGAACCAACUUGUUACAUCACCUCUGACAUGUUUUACCUGGAAGUUCUCAUGGAGCCAAGUGGGGAGGUUCUUGAUGUCAAAGUCGCCCAUCAUGGAGAAGCUCCUGUGACUUGCGAAGAACUGAUUAAACUCUUGAGGUUGAAGAAUUUUGAAGACUUUUCAAAGAAGCUGGAAGGGCUUUCCUCUCUCUACCACAUUCACGGAGAUAGUGAAACCAAGAUAAAGACAUAUUUAGCCCUGCAGUCGCUCGAGACGGAUCUGAUGAAAAUGUCUCGGUUUCCCAGACCAGUAGUUAACACUAACCCACGCAUUGAUGCCAUACUGCAUGGAAGAGUUGGGAAUUUGGUGCCAAGGAGAGAAGGGAACCCAAUGAGCAUUGAAUACUUCAUUACUCCUUAUGACCAACUUGAAGAACAAAUGAUGCCAGGUUUAAGUUGCUAUGGGAAUAAGGUUCUGGUCACUGUUGAUGGAACAAGCAUUUUACACAAGCUUCCUGUGGCUUCUUUGAUUGAAGAUUCUCAGCAGGUAGAGAAUGAAAGGGCCUCUUUGUUUCGUGGUUUGGAUGGAGCGGUCAGCAUGGAUCUGCCAGCUUGCUUCUUUCUGAAAUUUCCUGAGCCCUUUCCCAUUCUCACCAGCUUCAUUGAAAACAUACAGAGGCUGACAGGGAUUUCAAUGGCUGAGGAGCUCCAGUACAUUCCUUUCUACCAGCUGUUGACAAAGGCUGUUCUGGAACAGAAACACUGCACAGUAGAUCACUUGGACCAGUACUUUUUGGUGUCUCUUCCAGAUAACCAUUUUCACAGCUAUGUUCUUUCACAAGAAGCAUCGCUGCACCUAAAGAAGCCUCCGGAGGGAGCUCUGAUCAACAAGAUUCCAUUCAGCCACCCAGAACAGGUGCCUUCUAUACUGGAGAUACUCCGGCACCAGUCUGCUUACAACACCUUGAUAGCCAGCUGCAUCACAGUGAACAGAGCUGACAAAGGAUUUCCUGCAUCGCUUCAUUUUGAAGUGAACUAUUUGGCUGACAGCAGCUUUUCUGUCUCAUUCCAACACCCUCUCAAUGACACUUUGGCAACAGUUGUUGUGGAUGUUGACAAUUCAAGGCAUAUUACCAGCAAGCUGUAUACAACAGGAGCACCUGAUAUGUCUGUGAACGAUUAUAUUACAAAGGUUCUAAACCGUUGCAUGUCUAUCCCAGUCACCAUGAGGGCAAUCAGUCGGAAAGCAGCCCAAUGGAAUAAUGUGCCUCCUGCUAUAACCGAAGCUCCUAUACUGCCUUCCUCCACAACCCCCCCUCCCACCUGUUCUUAUUAUGUUGUCUCUGUACCUGCUCCAGAUUCUGAUGCUGAAGUAAAUAUACAAACAAUUAACCCUUAUCCUGAUGCAUUAGUGAAUGUUUCCUGUAUGGUCAGCAAACAGCUGCUUUCAGCUUUGUGAAUACACGAGCUUUACAAGUUAACCGCUAGCAGAAUAGGCUAGGCACCUGUAACAACACACUGCAGAAAAAUUGUUUCUUUUAAACAAUGUUUUACACUUGCCUGCUUUAACCUAACUCUUUCAGCACCAAGUAACUUUACAGAAAGAGAACACUGGGAUAAUUACAGUAUGUUUCAUUUUCCUAUUCUGACAAAUUUAAUAAAAAUUGAAAUAAA